AUGUAUACAGAAAGUUGUUCAAAUAGUUUUUGUAUAUGUGCAUUUUGUCAUGAAGAAAUUCCAAAAUCAAAUAUGAGUUAUCAUUUAUAUCAUUGUGGAAGUAAAACAAAUCAAUGUCCCAAUUGUCAAAAAUAUGUUCAACGAGCUGUAUAUAAUUAUCAUCUAGAAAAUAAUUGUAUUAAUAUAGACGAAGAUGAUUAUCAGAUUAAACCAAAUACACGAAUUGACGAACAAAUUCAAGAUGAUGAAUCAAUUCCAUGUGAAUUUUGCCAUAAACAGAUCAAAUUUACUCAUUAUGAUCAUCAUCUAAAAGUUUGUUCUGGAAGACAACGAAGUUUCGAUUUUGAAAGAUCAAUACGAGAUUACAGUACAGAUCGCCAAGAAGCAACAUCAACAUCGACCGCCUCUAACAGAUUUGAUACCGACAGAUCAUUACCAGAUGUUGUUAACACAUCGAUGCACAAUCUUAAUUUAAAUGAAAAGAAAACUUUGAAACCAGAAAAGGCUACUGCACUUUUUUAUACAAGAACUUCAAGUAUUCGAACUAGUUUAAGUAGAGAUUAUUUUCCAAAUGAAGUUGAUCAUGUUGUGGAUAAUCUUCAAUUUAAUAUAAUUCUUAUUGGUUCACCACGUGUUGGAAAAAGUCAAUUAAUUAAUGCAAUAUGUGGUGAAGAAAAUCUUGCUGAAACAAGUCCUGGUCUUAAUUCAUGUACAAAAGAAAUAAAAUGUUAUACAUUAAAAGAUAAUCAAAAUCGAACACCAGGAAUAAAACCAUUUCAAAUUAAUUUUUAUGAUACACCUGGAAUUGAAUCAUGGACUAAUCAAACUGGACAAGAAACAAUGAAAAAAUUUAUUGAAGAAAAAAAUCCUAUUUGUGUUAUUUAUUGUGCUUCACCCGGAUCGUUUGCUGAUUUAACACAACUUCAACCAAUAUUACAAUUAUGUAAAGAUAAACAAAUCUUUUGUGCACUUGUUUGUACAAAUAUGUGGGCAAAUGUAGGUCGUGAUAUUGUUAUUGAAGAGUUUAAAAAACAAUUAACAUUUUUUGGUCAAAAAGAGGAGAAAUUCUUUGAUCAAGGUAAUAAUCGUUCACCACAUCAAGUCACAUUAUUUGGUAAUGGAGCUUUAUGUACAAUGAUUAAUUCAAUUGAAUAUUAUGAUCCUGAUUUAUCGCCAAUAAAAAAACCAAUUCAAGGUGUUGAUGAAUUAAUUCAUUGUAUUAUGGAAGAACUUGAUCAAGAAAAAUUACUCGGUUGGUGUAAUGCAGUUCUUUAUCGACGAACAUUUUGGGAGAAAAUUUUUCAAAAAACUGGUGGAUUUUUUUCAAGACAUUUUGCAUACAUUCAAGAAUCAUUCAAUCCAAAUAAUCCUCAAAAUAUAUUUGAAAUUAUUAAACAACUAUUCAAUAAAAAUCAAUCACAAAAUCGAUAA
Messenger RNA from Adineta steineri, 1431 nucleotides. The record is from the annotation of a GenBank genome assembly. NCBI's taxonomy places the organism in Eukaryota, Metazoa, Rotifera, Eurotatoria, Adinetida, Adinetidae.